Nipponia nippon (crested ibis) is the source of this 3633-nucleotide messenger RNA. It is a transcript of the gene RASAL2, whose product is annotated as RAS protein activator like 2. Gene Ontology annotation, biological process: regulation of GTPase activity. Lineage: Eukaryota; Metazoa; Chordata; Aves; Pelecaniformes; Threskiornithidae. The record is from RefSeq and is a predicted model, not a curated record.
GGACCACCUACACACAGACUGUCCUGCGGCCAGUCCCCCUACACUGAAACAACAACAUGGGAAAGGAAAUACUGCAUCUUGACGGACAGCCAGCUGGUGCUGCUCAACAGGGAGAAAGAGGUGCCUAUCGAUGGGGUCCAGGAGCCGCAGGCGGAUGCCACCAAAGGGCGCUGCCUGCGCCGGACGGUGAGCGUCCCCUCCGAGGGCCAAUUCCCCGAGUACCCACCAGAGGGGGCCGCCAAACUAGAGGUCCCAGCAGAGAGAUCUCCUCGCAGACGGAGUAUCUCCGGGACCAGCACCUCUGAGAAAACCAACUCCAUGGAUGCUUCGAAUACUUCUCCUUUCAAAGUGCCAGGCUUCUUCAGUAAACGUCUGAAAGGGUCCAUCAAGAGGACAAAGAGUCAGUCAAAGCUGGACAGGAACACAAGUUUCCGUCUCCCAUCUCUCCGCAAUGCUGAUGACAGAUCACGUGGAUUGCCAAAACUGAAGGAGUCCCGUUCCCAUGAGUCUUUACUGAGUCCAGGCAGCGCUGUGGAGGCCCUGGAUCUUGGGUCAGAAGAAAAAGUCUUUGUCAAACCACUUCACAGCAGUAUCCUUGGACAAGACUUCUGCUUUGAGGUAACCUACUCCAGCGGCAGUAAAUGCUUCAGCUGUUCCUCUGCAGCAGAGAGGGACAAGUGGAUGGAAAACCUACGCAGAACAGUGCAGCCAAAUAAGGACAACUGCCGUCGAGCUGAAAAUGUACUCCGUCUCUGGAUCAUUGAGGCAAAGGACCUGGCCCCCAAGAAGAAAUACUUCUGUGAGCUGUGCCUUGAUGACACUCUCUUUGCCCGCACCACCAGCAAAACAAAAGCAGACAACAUUUUCUGGGGAGAGCACUUUGAGUUCUAUGGUCUCCCACCUCUUCACAGCAUCACAGUUCACAUCUACAAGGAUGUGGAGAAGAAGAAGAAGAAGGACAAGAACAAUUACGUAGGCCUGGUCAACAUUCCCAUGGCCAGUGUAACUGGUCGCCAGUUUGUGGAAAAAUGGUACCCAGUCAGCACACCUACACCCAACAAAGGGAAAUCAGGGGGACCUUCCAUUCGGAUAAAGUCCCGCUAUCAGACCAUCACCAUCUUGCCCAUGGAGCAAUACAAAGAAUUUGCAGAGUUUGUUACCAGCAACUACACUAUGCUGUGCUCUGUGCUGGAACCUGUGAUCAGCGUGAGGAAUAAGGAAGAGAUGGCUUGUGCUUUGGUGCACAUUCUUCAGAGCACUGGGAGAGCUAAGGACUUCUUGACGGAUUUGGUGAUGUCUGAGGUAGAUCGUUGUGGGGAGCAUGAUGUCUUGAUCUUCAGGGAGAACACACUUGCUACCAAAGCUAUUGAGGAAUACCUGAAGUUGGUAGGGCAGAAGUAUCUUCACGAUGCACUAGGGGAGUUUAUCAAGGCUUUGUAUGAGUCAGAUGAAAACUGUGAAGUGGAUCCCAGCAAAUGUUCAUCCAGUGAAUUAACAGAUCAUCAGAGCAACCUGAAAAUGUGUUGUGAGCUGGCCUUCUGCAAGAUUAUCAAUUCUUACUGCGUGUUCCCUCGUGAGCUGAAGGAGGUGUUUGCAUCUUGGAAGCAGCAGUGCCUGAGCAGGGGCAAGCAGGACAUCAGUGAACGCCUGAUCAGUGCCUCCCUCUUCCUCCGCUUCCUGUGCCCCGCUAUCAUGUCCCCCAGCCUCUUUAGCCUCAUGCAGGAGUAUCCCGAUGACCGGACAUCUCGCACACUCACACUUAUUGCUAAAGUCAUUCAGAAUCUCGCCAAUUUUGCUAAGUUUGGUAAUAAGGAAGAGUAUAUGGCCUUCAUGAAUGACUUUUUGGAACAUGAGUGGGGAGGAAUGAAGCGUUUUCUCGUGGAGAUCUCUAAUCCAGAUACCAUCUCAAACAUGCCUGGAUUUGAAGGCUACAUCGACCUGGGCAGAGAGCUCUCAGUUUUGCAUUCCCUCUUAUGGGAGGUUGUGUCCCAACUCGAUAAGGCGACCGUGGCAAAACUGGGACCUCUUCCUCGUAUUCUUGCCGAUAUCACCAAAUCAAUGACCAACCCUACACCGAUACAGCAGCAGCUGAGGCGUUUCACUGAGCACAGCUCUAGUCCAAACGUCAGUGGCAGUCUCUCCUCAGGGCUUCAGAAGAUAUUUGAGGACCCCACUGAUGGUGACUCACAUAAGCUGAAGUCUCCAACCCAGGAAAAUGUAGAUGGAUAUUUUAGGGGCAAGACCUUACUGUUGGUUCAGCAGGCAUCCACCCAGAGCAUGACUUACUCAGAUAAAGAUGAAAGGGAAAGCAUCUUGCCCAAUGGACGUAGCAUCUCUCUCAUGGACCUCCAGGAUCCUCACACAGCUCACAGUGACCAUGCUUCUAUUAUGCACGACGUGCCUUUGCGCUUGGCCGGCAGCCAGCUCUCUAUCACACAAGUGGCGAACAUCAAACAGCUGUGGGAAACUCAGAGCACACCCCAGAGCGCUCCCCAGGUGAGAAGGCCUCUGCACCCGGCUUUGAACCAACAGGGCAGCCUCCAGCCUCUGUCAUUCCAGAACCCGGUUUACCAUCUCAACAACCCAACCCCACCAAUGCCGAAGGCCUCUGUGGACUCCAGCCUGGAGAACCUGAGCACUGCCAGCUCCCAGAGCCGAAGCAACAGCGAAGACUUCAAACUUAGCGGACCCAGCAAUAGCAGCAUGGAGGACUUCACCAAGCGCAGCACGCAGAGUGAGGACUUCUCCCGACGCCACACAGUCCCAGACAAGCACGUCCCCAUCGCGCUGCCCCGCCAGAACAGCAGCAGCCAAGCGCAGAUCCGCAAAAUGGACCAAGCCGGGCUGGGCGCCAGGGCCAAAGCACCGCAAUCCUUGCCACACAGCGCUUCCUUGCGGAGCACGGGCAGCAUGUCAGGAGUGUCGGGGGCCAUUGGGACUGAACCCAUUCAGAAUGGAAGCCGGUCCCGGCAGCAGUCCUCAUCUUCUAGAGAGAGCCCUGUCCCAAAAGUGAGGGCAAUUCAGAGGCAACAAACGCAGCAGGUUCAGUCACCUGUGGACUCUGCCACAAUGUCACCAGUGGAAAGGACAGCUGCCUGGGUUCUCAAUAAUGGACAGUAUGAAGAAGUAGAGGAGGACGCAGAGCAGAAUCCAGAUGAAAUCAAGCAUGCUGAGAAGUAUGAACAAGAGAUAGCGAAGCUGAAGGAGCGCCUGAAGGUGUCAAGUCGCCGGCUGGAAGAGUAUGAGCGGCGGCUCCUGGUGCAAGAGCAGCAAAUGCAGAAGCUGCUGAUGGAGUACAAGUCUAGACUGGAAGACAGUGAGGAGAGACUGCGCAGGCAACAGGAGGAGAAGGACAGCCAGAUGAAAAGUAUCAUCAGCAGACUCAUGGCAGUUGAAGAGGAGCUGAAGAAGGAUCAUGCAGAGAUGCAAGCUGUCAUCGAUGCGAAGCAGAAAAUUAUUGAUGCACAGGAGAAGCGGAUCGUGUCCCUGGACUCUGCCAACACGCGGCUGAUGAGUGCCCUGACGCAGGUGAAGGAGCGCUACAGCAUGCAAGUCCGCAAUGGCAUCUCCCCCACCAAUCCCACCAAGCUUUCCAUCACGGAGAAUGGUGAAUUCAAAAACAGCAGCUGCUAA